Molecule: messenger RNA, 1438 nt
Organism: Lonchura striata (white-rumped munia)
Lineage: Eukaryota; Metazoa; Chordata; Aves; Passeriformes; Estrildidae
Source: RefSeq, a predicted model, not a curated record
AUGUCUCUGGCGGUGAAGUUCGCGGAGCGGCAGCGCUCGCACCACUGCCUGUUGGUGAAGGAGCACCAGGUGCGGGAAGGGGCCGACGCCGCGCACCCGCCUCGCCGCACCCUCUUCGUCCUCAACGUGCCCCCGUACUGCGGCCCGGUGAGUGGGGGUGGCGGGGCCGAGCGCUGGGCGGGGGCCCGGGGGCCCGGGGGCCGGUGUGCCUGGGGCUGCUCCGGGCUGGGGCCGCCCGGAGAGCUCUGCCGCCUGUUCGAGGGAGGCAUCGCUCCUGCUUUGCUGUACCGCGUGUUUUCUCUCACUCUCCGUGUUAAGGACUCUCUGUCUAGGCUGUUCUCUCGCUGCGGGCAUGUGCAGUCUGUGGACAUCUGUGACAAGCCAGGGCCAGGAGAGAAAAAAGAUAAACUGGCGUCCAAAUUCUUUGACCAGAAAACUCUAAAGGGAUUUCAAGUAGCAUAUGUGGUGUUCAGGAAACCAGCAGCUGUCCAGGCAGCCAAGGCUCUAUCACAGAAAGGUCCCCUGAUAAUAUCAACAGAGAGCCACCCUGUGAAAACCGGCAUUAGCAAGUGGAUCGCCAGCUAUGAGGCCUCCAUCGUGGAUCCGAAGGAGCUGAAGGCUGAGGUGGAUGCCUACAUGGAAGACUAUGAUAAAAAGAUGGCAGAGGAAGAAGCCAAAGCAGCCAAGGAGGAGGGUGUUCCAGAUGAGGAGGGCUGGGUGAAGGUGACCCGGAAGGGCCGGAAGCCGGGCCUGCCCCGGACAGAGGCUGCCAACUUGCGCAUGCUGGAGAAGGAGAAACAGAAAAGGGCCCGCAAAGAGCUGCUCAACUUCUAUGCCUGGCAGCAUCGUGAGACCAAGAGAGAGCACAUUGCCCAGUUGAGGAAGAAAUUUGAGGAGGACAAGCAGAGGAUUGCACUGAUGCGAGCCCAGCGCAAGUUUCGGCCAUACUAAGUUGUUACUGAGCUGUUCUUCAGGUGCUUGUGCUGGAGAGGGUAGGAGAGAUGCCUACUAACUCCAUUUGCCAAAGGAUUUUGAGGAAUUGAGGCAGCUUUGCAUUGCCUUUACCCUUGGAUCUGAAACGGGAGAUCCCAGCAACUGCUGCUGGAGGAGAGUUCCCUUUACUUGCAUCAGUAUCCUGCUCUUCUGUCAUUCAGCCCCAUGUCAUCGCUUCUCAGGGUGCUCAGGUCAAGGGGCACAUCCUGUGACAACAUGUAUCUCCCUGCCACCUGAAACCACACCUAAAGCUUGGUGAGAACUGUGAUUGACCUAGCACAGCCUCUGCAGGGGCAGGGGAUGGCUGAAGAACUGUAAAUAAACUGCUGCUACUGUUUUCAGAACAUGGGAAUCCUUCUCUCUCCCUCCUCCCCUCCUGGGUCUCCUGUAGGAAACAGCUUCCUGUGUGCUGGGGUGGUGGUAAAAAUUAUAGCUUGUAAUCUGA